Molecule: messenger RNA, 746 nt
Organism: Scheffersomyces amazonensis
Lineage: Eukaryota; Fungi; Ascomycota; Pichiomycetes; Serinales; Debaryomycetaceae
Gene: RPS19A
Product: 40S ribosomal protein eS19
Exons: 2
Coding region: 130-564 (144 amino acids)
Biological process (GO): translation; ribosomal small subunit assembly
Cellular component (GO): cytosolic small ribosomal subunit; ribosome
Molecular function (GO): RNA binding; structural constituent of ribosome
Source: RefSeq, a predicted model, not a curated record
AAAAAUCUACUGUUUUCCUGCACACACUCCCUCUCACCUCCCACUACAACAAAAAAAAUUUCAGUAAUAUUUCACUACACGAACACCUUUUACAACUCUACCUUUAAUAACUAAUAAAGCAAAGACAAUAUGCCAGGUGUUUCCGUCAGAGACGUUCCAGCUCAAGAAUUUAUUAACGCUUACGCUCAAUUCUUACAAAGACAAGGUAAAUUGGAAGUUCCAGGUUACGUUGAUCUUGUUAAGACUUCUGCCGGUAAUGAAUUACCACCUCAAGAAGCUGAAACUUGGUUCUACAAGAGAGCUGCUUCUGUUGCUAGACACAUUUACUUGAGAAAACAAGUUGGUGUUGGUGCCUUAAACAAAUUAUACGGUGGUGCCAUUAACAGAGGUUUCAGACCUCACAAGCAUGUUGAUGCUUCUGGUUCUAUUAACAGAAAAGUUGUUCAAGCUUUACAAAAGAUUGGUGUUUUAGAAAUCUCUCCAAAAGGUGGUAGAAGAAUCUCUGAAAAUGGUCAAAGAGAUUUAGAUCGUAUUGCUGCUCAAACUUUAGAAGAUGACGAAUAAAUUAUUUAGCUUCAAUCCAUCCAUUAUUGUUGUAAAUUAUUAUUCUAUACGUGCAUGUAUAAAUCCAACCCUAAUACAUAUAUUUAGCUGACAUGUAAUAUAAAUUGUAAUUAUAACUGACUGAACUAUAUAGUAUUAAUUAGUAUUAAUUAGUAUUAAUUAGUAUUAAUUAGUAUUAAUUA